This is a messenger RNA of Anas platyrhynchos (mallard), 2492 nucleotides long. Its product is annotated as twist-related protein 2. Lineage: Eukaryota; Metazoa; Chordata; Aves; Anseriformes; Anatidae. Gene Ontology annotation, biological process: regulation of transcription by RNA polymerase II; developmental process. The record is from RefSeq and is a predicted model, not a curated record. Gene Ontology annotation, molecular function: protein dimerization activity; DNA-binding transcription factor activity, RNA polymerase II-specific; RNA polymerase II transcription regulatory region sequence-specific DNA binding.
CGCCCAAAGGAAAAACCAACUGAGCUCCUUGGAGGGCUCCGCGAGGCUUGGGAAGUUCGGAGGGGCCGAAGGGUGGAUGCUCCGGGCUGCCCCUCUCGCGCGGGCGCCGUCUCCGCCGAUGCGCCGCGUCCUCCGCGCCCCGUGAGCCCCGCGAGCCCUUCGCCUGCCCGGUGGAAGAGGUCCCGGGGGGCGCAGGUGGUGGCUGCCGAGACGAUGAAGGAGGAAAGCAUGUGCCUGGACUCCCCCGAAGGCAGCCUGGUCACCAGCGAGGAGGAAGGCGAGCGGCUGCACAAGAAAUGCCUGCGCAAGCGAGGCCAGGCGGGCAAGCCGGCGGAGGACGGCGGAGCCCCCUCGCUGCAGGGCAAGCGGAGCAAGCGCAGCCCCGUCCCGCAGUCCUUCGAGGACGUGCACACCCAGCGGGUGAUCGCCAACGUGCGGGAGCGCCAGCGGACCCAGUCGCUCAACGACGCCUUCGCGGAGCUGCGGAAGAUCAUCCCCACGCUGCCCUCCGACAAGCUGAGCAAGAUCCAGACCCUCAAGUUGGCCGCGCGCUACAUAGACUUCUUGUACCAGGUGCUGCAGAGCGAUGAGCUGGACCACAAGAUCACCAGCUGCAACUACCUGGCCCACGAGAGGCUCAGCUACGCCUUCUCCGUCUGGAGGAUGGAAGGGGCUUGGUCCAUGUCCGCGUCCCACUGAGCCGGGCACUCGGCUGAGUCCGGCACACACUCCUUAGGUGCCAUUUUUUGCUCCUGGUUGGCCUUAAGGAGUCUCAGCUCAGUGCUGGGGAAUCGGCAGAGCCGUGCCCAAAGCUGUGGCUGCAUCACGGCCGUGAAGGUGGGGAGGGCUGGAGAAGGGGUUCAAAAUUCUCCUCUCCAUCCCAGCCUCACAUUUUGAAAGAGCAGACGGAGAGGGGAAGGGAAGGAGCUGGCUUUGCUGAGACAAAAUAAAUCACAUCACGAGCCUGGGAAGUGGCCCCAGCGAUGCCCAGGUGGUCGGGGACCUUCUGCUGUGUGCGGUGUCCCUCGGUGAGCACCGCUGACCCUGGGCUUUGCCAUUUAACAGCCCUGAAUUUCAGGCCAGCUCCACGGACAUGGGUGCAAGCAGCGGCUGAAGAUGGAGACCGUCUCCCAGCAGGAAUUCAUUUCGGGAUGAGCCACUUUGAAACUUUUGUCUUCCUGGAAACCUCGCCAAGAGCUCGCUGGGGACAACCAGGAUGAAAACAGCCCGAGCAGAGCAAGCCCGUGCCCCCCUCACCACCACAACUCUGCAGCCCUGGGCGUUUUGGGGGCCUGUGCAUGGUCCCAAAAGACGAGGCUCUGCGGACACCACCGCUGGGUGCCAGAGCCAGAUAGAAACACAACCAGAGCGUGGCUUUCGCCAUGGGUGCCUGCAAGUUUCCACACCACGCUGAUGAAGUCCAUGCCGAAGAGCUGUGCGCUUUGUCACUGCCCAGCUGAAGGCGGUUUUGCCUUGGGGCAAAAUCCAGAGCUUUUGAGUAAGGGUCCCCUCCCUGCCUCCCCCAGACUCGGGGCUGGUUCCCACUGGGUGCUACCGGUGCCCGGCUGGGCUGAUGGGCAGCUCCAGCUCUGCUCAUUCACUUGCAGACCCCUUUAUUUAUGCAGAGUGCGUGGCAGGAGUUUUGUUCCCAUGAUAAACGGAGGAAUUAAAGACAUUUAGAGCUCCUAAAGACCUCCCUUCUAAAUGAAAAACCUCCCUGCAAAAUCCCUCGUGCCCUGCAAGCGUGGUGCUCGCCGUGUGUUAUCGCUGCUGGUUAAUAUUCAUCCCUAGAGGCUCCGGAGCUUGCCUGGAGGCAAAGCAUCCUUCGGCUGAAUAGAUAAUAAUCUGGUUUGUGCCAACCUGCAGCGGUAUUCGGGUGCCAAUUAGCAGCUCCCGCUUUGGGCUGGGGAAGUACCGGGAGGAGGAUUUGCUAAGCAAAGAACAAAAAAAGGGGGGAACCGCCACGGGGGGAAGCGACGGCGGAGCUGGAAAGGCUGCGUCCCUCUCCCGUAAGUGAAUUAAGCCAGCGCUUGCAAUGGGGCUGUAAUUUUAUAAUGUAAAGCAGCUAAUGGCUGCUGUGAGCGCCGGCGUACUGGUCUCCACUGGAACUCAGCCUAUUAAAUAUCAAAGGCCGCUGGAGGAGCUGGAUGUGGAUAUGCCCUUGUUAACCAGGAGACAUCAUCUGGGGAAAGAGGGAUGGAGCCCUCAGGCAAGAAAAAAAAAAAAAUCAUGUUUGAAGUCCCCCAAGCUCACGGCUUUCAGCACAGUCUUGAGCACAUUAAAAUGGUUUCUUUUCCUGCUGGAGGAGAAAAUGAGGCUAGAAGCAGAAACUGCUGGGGGGGAAAGACUGGCGGAGUUGUAAGGGGUGAUAUUCUUUGCCCUUCAUUUGUCUCCCUGGAUUUAUUGUCUUUCUCGCGUUGCCCUCACUUAAUUGUCUGUCCUGAAAGACCUUGGAUAAAUCUUCCCUUUGGGGACUGUUGCUCUUGCUUGGA